Messenger RNA from Zingiber officinale, 2406 nucleotides. Its product is annotated as phosphatidylinositol 4-phosphate 5-kinase 6-like. The record is from RefSeq and is a predicted model, not a curated record. Bases 1 to 2406 code for a protein of 801 amino acids. Gene Ontology annotation, biological process: phosphatidylinositol metabolic process. Gene Ontology annotation, molecular function: 1-phosphatidylinositol-4-phosphate 5-kinase activity; ATP binding. The transcript has 9 exons. NCBI's taxonomy places the organism in Eukaryota, Viridiplantae, Streptophyta, Magnoliopsida, Zingiberales, Zingiberaceae.
AUGUUCAAGGACAACCAGCUCGUCAAGGCCUGGGAGUCCACCAUCCGCAAGACUGCUGCUACUCUUCACCAGGAGAAGCAACAGAAUACGCAGCACCAUCGCCGUCGCAGCGUCGCUUCGGCGUCCAUGUCGAUUCUCCCCGGCGACGACCAGCUCGAUGUCUCUUCCGGUGACAAUAACGCCCCGAGUACGCCGGUGGGGAACGACGAGACGGGCUCUGUCUACCACGCCGAGCGCGUUCUCUCCACCGGCGACUUCUACACCGGGCAGUGGUGCGGCAGCGUGCCGCACGGGCAGGGCAAGUACCUCUGGACCGACGGGUGCAUGUACGAAGGCGAGUGGCACAACGGGAAGACGAUGGGCAAGGGCAAGUUCUCGUGGCCCUCCGGCGCCACCUACGAAGGCGAGUUCAAGGCCGGGUUCAUGGACGGCUACGGCACCUACAUCGGCGCGCUCGGCGACACCUACCGCGGCACCUGGUCCAUUAACCUCAAGCACGGCCACGGCGUGAAGUCCUUCGCCAGCGGCGACUACUACGACGGCGAGUGGCGAAGCGGCGUGCAAGAUGGGCACGGGCGGUACGUGUGGAAGAACGGGAAUGAGUACGUGGGGCAGUGGCGGGCCGGCAUCGUGGACGGCCGCGGCACGCUCGUGUGGGGGAAUGGGAAUCGGUACGACGGCGGAUGGGAAAAUGGCCUCCCCAAAGGGAAUGGCAACUUCAGGUGGGCGGACGGAGGGCUUUACGUCGGGAAUUGGAGCAAGGAGAACGGGAGCCUCCAGCAGAAAGGUGUCUACCAUCCGUCCCCGACGGCCUCCUCGCCGACCGCCCGAGAUCCCUACGUCAUCUUCACGGCCGGCCUCGGAGAUUGCAAGGUCUCCAACAUCGAAGACGUCUCUAUUCUGCCAUCCCAAAAGACUCUGAAUUGGCCCGGCACGGAAGCCGAUAAUCAGCUGGCACAAAAGCAAGCCGCCUGGCGAUCCUCCAAGACGGGAGAAUUGCCGGCGAGGCGGCGGCGAGCUUCGAUCGAGACGGCGGCAGCCAUCGGGGCGACACCGCGAGGGCUCCCCGGACACCAUGCUAGCAACACCAUAGGUGGGAUCGGAAGCAAAAGCGGCUUUUGGUAUGCGGAUGACCUCGCCAACUGUUGUGACGGUGAGAACGAAGAACCUAGAAGAAUGGAAUCGAGGGGCAUAGGGAGGAUCCUCCCGACGAGGUUGCCGGCUAAGGAUCAGGCAAAGAAGCAAGGUGACGCAAUAUCGAAAGGCCAUCAGAAGUAUGAACUGAUGCUCAAUCUCCAACUCGGAAUCAGGCAUGCAGUGGGGAAACUCCCUGAACCCAAGUCACUUGACCUCAAGACACCUUCAUUUGACCCUAAAGAAAAGAUAUGGACAAGGUUUCCACCAGAGGGAACCAAACAUACACCCCCACACCCUUGUUCUGAUUUCAAGUGGAAGGACUACUGUCCUCUAGUUUUCAGGACACUUCGCAAGCUAUUCAUGGUUGAUCCAGCUGAUUAUAUGCUUUCAAUAUGUGGAAACGAUGCUCUGCGAGAGCUUUCAUCUCCUGGGAAAAGUGGAAGCUUUUUUUACCUUACGAAUGAUGAUAAAUACAUGAUCAAGACAAUGAAGAAAUCUGAAGUAAAAGUUCUUCUAAGGAUGCUUCCGGCAUACUAUAACCAUGUUCGAGCUUUCGAAAACACUUUGGUGACCAAGUUCUUCGGCUUGCAUUGUGUCAAACUUACUGGGGCUACUCAGAGAAAGGUUCGAUUUGUCAUAAUGGGUAACCUCUUCUGCACCGAGAAUUCUAUCCAUAGGCGUUUCGACCUCAAGGGAUCUUCUCACGGUCGUACGACAGAUAAACCUGAGGCAGAAAUUGAUGAGAACACUACUCUCAAAGACCUUGACCUGAAUUUUAUAUUUCGACUGCAAAAAUCUUGGUUCCAGGAAUUUCACAAGCAAGUUGAUCGAGACUGCGAAUUGUUGGAGCAAGAGAGAAUUAUGGAUUACAGUCUCUUAGUGGGAGUUCAUUUUAGUGAAACAUCCGUCUCCCAAGAAAAUGAGGCUACUCCUCGCCUUUCUAGAGCUGAUAUGGAUCAACUUCCUUGUGAUGCAACACAGUGGGAAUCUACAAAACUAGGUGCAAAUAUGCCGGCUAAGGUCGAAUCGAUAGUUCGAAAAAAUGAUCCUGAAUCAUUUCUGAAUUUUGAACCAACAGGGGAGUUUCAUGAUGUGGUUUUAUACUUUGGCAUUAUAGAUAUUCUCCAAGAUUAUGAUAUCAGCAAGAAGCUUGAACAUGCUUACAAAUCUUUUCAGUAUGAUCCAACCUCUAUAUCAGCUGUUGAUCCUAGACAAUACUCAAAGCGAUUUCGCGACUUCAUUUAUAAAGUCUUCGUAGAAGAAGACUAA